CUAACUCUUAAGGUAAAUUUCCAAACAGUUGCUGAUUUACAUUAGUGAAGGUAGUUUUCUUUCUUGGAAUUCUAGUUCUUCCCUACAUGAUGAAUCAUGAGGUCCAGUCAAAAAAGACUUAAAUAGUAUUGUAUAUUAAGGAAAUAAGUCACAAAGCUGCCUUUUAGAUUUCUAAGUUGGUAAAUUGGAAAUUUAUUGUACACAUAUUAAUUUACCUGCAGAAUAUGCACAGUAUAUUAUAAUCUCAUACCAUACUUAAGGAGUCUUAGAAAGAUAAAUUACUUUGAAUUAACUGGGAAAUAACAGUAUUUCAAAUUAGAUGUGAUUUUGAGUAAACAUCACCUUUGAAAGGUUUUACUGAAGUUGGGAUCUUAAAAUCAUAAAAAUGUAUUGGGAUGAACAUCUAAUUAUAGGUAAAUGUGAGCUGAACAGUUCCAUAAAAGGUAGGUAACUAUAAAUGUAUUCUACGUGACAGAAAAAUAAAAAAAGGAAGACUUCAGAGAUGAGCUAUCUUGAUAUUUUUAUCCAGUGUGUAGGGUGGUACACAUACAUCACAGCUAUAAUAGAGCCAUCUCUUGGUUCAUUUUUUAAAAAUACAGAACUAGCAGUUCUGUCUUAAGAGCUCCUCUGUACUUGGUUUUCAAUAAGGUAUUAGCUAGGAAAUGGAAGAUAAAGUAACUAGUCCAGAGAAAGCAGAAGAAGCAAAAUUAAAAGCAAGGUAUCCUCAUCUGGGACAAAAGCCUGGAGGUUCAGAUUUCUUGAGGAAGCGACUACAGAAAGGACAAAAGUAUUUUGACUCUGGGGAUUACAACAUGGCUAAAGCAAAGAUGAAGAACAAGCAGCUUCCUACUGCAGCAGCUCCUGACAAAACAGAGGUCACUGGUGACCACAUUCCUACUCCGCAGGAUCUUCCACAGCGGAAACCAUCUCUUGUUGCUAGCAAGCUGGCUGGCUGAUUAAAAGAGCUGAACUGCAUGAAUCUCCUCAUUCCUGUUAUUUCUCUCAAACAUGUUACUUCUCAGCUUUUUUUUCUUUCAUACACUAAGUCAUUGAGACUGACAGCUUUGCAGGUAGCGGUAGUGUGUGCUGCUAUUGUUAAGGAAGUAAACUUAUGAAUAAACUGUAGUACUUUGGACUAGUUAAACAAUGCACUGAUGAAAAGGACACAUGUUAGAGCAAUGUAAAGUAAUCUACUUGAAAAUAAAUGUAUAUAUUGCCUAUUCCUUAGUGUAGGACUGGUUCCAGCAAGUAAUGAGCAAGUUUUACAGUUUCACUGUUUUGGCUUUCCUUAUUCCUCUUAAUUACAGCUUUAUAUGUUUGUGUUAUUUAAUAUAAUCUAUUGUGUUGGGGGUUUUUUCUGUAUUUUUCUGUUUGCUUUUGUAAAACAGAGGUUUAAGACCACAAGUUGUUAGAUCAUGUAUUUAAAAUGAAACACACACAAACAUACACACACACAAACACAAGAUGGGAUUCUGAAUGAUUUCUAUCUCUGCUCUUAAACUUGAAUGGCCUUAAACCUGUUUCAGCUUUAACAAUAGAAUUUUACUUGGGCAAUAUUUGCCCAUCCUAAUGUAACCUUUUGUGAAUUGUGUGCUUAUUAACAGAUGCCCGUUGAAGCUGGGGGUGGUUUUUUUGUUUGUUUUGUUUUGUUUUUCAGUUCAAUAGUGUUAGAAUACCUUUUUCUUUUGAAGAUGUGAAUGAAGUGUGCAUGUGCAUAGACUGUUGAAUUCACUUUUGUGCCAUUUUUGUAAAUAUAAUAGUUUUGCACAA
Molecule: messenger RNA, 1770 nt
Organism: Antechinus flavipes (yellow-footed antechinus)
Lineage: Eukaryota; Metazoa; Chordata; Mammalia; Dasyuromorphia; Dasyuridae
Gene: ARPP19
Product: cAMP regulated phosphoprotein 19
Exons: 3
Coding region: 663-956 (97 amino acids)
Cellular component (GO): cytoplasm
Molecular function (GO): protein phosphatase inhibitor activity
Source: RefSeq, a predicted model, not a curated record